This is a messenger RNA of Penicillium odoratum, 948 nucleotides long. RefSeq lists its product as uncharacterized. The transcript has a single exon. The record is from RefSeq and is a predicted model, not a curated record. The coding region runs from base 1 to 948 and encodes 315 amino acids. NCBI's taxonomy places the organism in Eukaryota, Fungi, Ascomycota, Eurotiomycetes, Eurotiales, Aspergillaceae.
AUGAAGCAAUUCACGCCUAUCGCCCUCGCCGGACUCAUUUCCCUUGUCCACGGCCAUGGCUUCGUCAGUAGCCCAACACCUCGCUACCCAGGAUCGGCUUUUGAGGCUGCCUGCGGGCAACAAGCCUACGAUACCGAGACCUCCGAUGUCUACGGAAACAUCCAGGGCAUGUUGCAAGUUGCCGACAGCCAAAGCGACUACAAUGCUGCCGAGUGCGAUGCCUGGCUGUGCAAGGGCUUCAAGUACGCCGACAACAACGUAACUUACUCGUACACGGCGGGUCAGACCGUGGACUUCGAUGUCACGAUCCACGCUCCGCAUACGGGUGUCGCCAACGUCUCGGUUGUCGAUACUGCUUCCAACACUGUCAUCGGUAGCCCGUUAAUUUCCUGGUCCGUCUAUGCUUCCGUCUCGACCGGUGUGGCGGCGAACAACACCCAGUUCAGUGUGGUUAUCCCCGAUGAUCUGGGUGACCAGUGCAUUACUGGUGGUGCUUGUGUGCUACAGUGGUACUGGUACGCCGAGUCCAUUGACCAGACAUAUGAAUCUUGUGUCGACUUUACUGUCGAUGGAUCUGGCUCGGGCUCUACGGUUUCGACCACUACCUCCAGCGCUUCCACUCAGGCCACUUCCUCGACAUCUUCCACGUCCUCAACUUCUACCACUCCUAUCCCCGAGACAACCAUGCUGGCUGAGACAACCAACCCGGCGGAGACUGCUACUUCGACCGAGACUCCCACAGUGGCUGUGACCACUGCUCCGGCGGAGACCUCCUCGUCCGCAAGUCUGAUCGCUAGCACUACCUUUACCACCAAGCUCCGUGCGUCUGGCUCCGUGACUACCCCAAGCAGUGUUGCUACUUCUGAGUCGAUUCCCGUCAAUGGCUCCGCCGAAGAGAAGUUAAGCUGGGUGGAGAGUGUAUUCAAGUACCUUGUCGGUGACAGCUAA